CAUUAUUUUUCAUAGUAGAAUCCUUCUACUCUUACCCGUAGUUUUUCCCUCAAUUUGUUUGGGGGUUUUCCACGUAAAUCUUGGUGUCAAUUCCUUUUUUCUAAUUUCUUAUUUUAGCUGUGUGAUGCUGUUCCUACCUAUUCAAUUUCCUAACAUUGCUUCGCGCGCCGCAAAAGCCCAAACGGCUGCGCUCUCCCUGCCGCCGGAUUGCUCUCCUCCAUCUGCAUUUUCAGAAUGUCUUCGGCUGUCCGUUCGUCAAAAUUGCUCCAUCUGCAAUCACUUUCCACCUUCCGUUCGUCAAAUGCCUUCUGUUCGUCAAGGGGAAGGGCUAUUGCAAGAGGUAAAACCUCCCAUUCCCAUACUAUAAACCAACCCUCACUUGAAAUUUUUUUGAAAACAGACUGUAAAUCAGGUGCUGUUAAUCUCCCCGAUGCACUGCACUUCUUUGAUUACAUGCUUCAAGUGCAGCCUACGCCCCCAAUUUCUUCAUUCAGUAUUUUGCUGAGUGCUCUUGAUAAGAGAAAACUUUACUUUGAGGCAUUAUCCUUCGACAGAAGAAUGAAUUUAAUUGGGCUAUUGUCUAAUUUCUGCAUUUUGAUUAAUUGCUAUUGUUUCGGUUUUGCAAUUUUUGGAAGAAUCUUGAAAAUUGGUUAUAUUCCAAAUGUUGUAACCUUAACAGAUCUGGUUAAGGGGCUGUGUAUGGAGGGAAAGAUUAGCGAUGCAAUCCAGUUUUUUGAAAAAAUGGUGAAGUUGGGUUGUCUGCCUAAUAUUGUUUCAUAUGGGGCUUUGAUUGAUGGUCUUUGUAAAGAUGGUUCGAUGGGCAAGGCAGAAGAGGUUGUAUUUCAGAUGAGGAGUAUGGGAAUUUCCCCAAAUGUGUAUGUUUAUAGCUCUUUGAUGCGUGGAUUUUUCCAAGUUGGUAAAUACACAUUGGCAGAUAAUUUCUAUAUUGAAACGAUAAAUCAGGGAAUCCAGCCUAAUAUUGUCACUUUUAAUGUGAUUAUAGAUGCACACUGCAAAGUGGGGGAGGUGGAAGAAGCAAAAAGCUUGCUUCAAUUAAUGAUUCAGAGGGGCUUCAACCCUGAUAUAUGUAUUUGUAGCACAUUUAUGCAUGGGUUCUGUUUGGUGGGUAGGGUUGAUGAUGUAAGGGAGCUGUUUGUUUCCAUGCUGAGUAGGGGGAUAAUGCCAGACAUUUAUAGUUACAAUGUGUUGAUCACUGAGUGUUGCAAAAAUGGGAGGAUCAUGGAAGCUAUAGGGCUUUAUAAGGCCAUGAUCCGCAAGGGAAUUUGGCCAAAAGUUCAUACUUUCAACACCUUAUUAACUAAUCUUUUUCGAGAAGGCAGAGUUAAGGAUGCUCAUAAGUUGUUUCAUGAGAUGCAAACUUGUGAUGUGACACCAGAUUCGCGUACAUAUAGCAUAUUAAUUGAUGGACUUUGCAAGAACAAUUGCGUCCCGGAAGCAAUGGAGCUGUUUUAUGCGUCGGAAAAUAGUGGGUUUGAAGUGGAUAUUGUAAUAUUCAGCGGCCUUAUUGAUGGAUUUUGCAAAGCAGGGAAUCUCGAAAUUGCCACAGAACUAUUCUACAAAUUGUUUGACAAAGGGUUGAUGCCAACUGCCACAACAUAUGCCAUCAUGAUCAAUGAGCUUUGUAAAAAUGAACAGUUUGAAAAGGCCUAUGAUUUAUUUUUAAAAAUGGAUGAGAAGGGUUGUGCUCCGAAUGUAAAAACAUUUAACACACUUUUGCAAUGUUUGUUCCGAAAUAAUGAGAUGCUGAAGAUGAUUGAUGUUUUUGAAAAAAUGUCAAAGAAAGAUCUUCUAGCCAAUGAAUCCACCAUGUCCAUGAUAAUGGAGUCGGUCUUGAGGGAUAUAAUAUUAUUUCGUGAAAAUCAGAAAGAACUUCCAACAUCAACCAUCAUGUUACUGAAAUGGAAAGGUAACAAUCCAUCAGCACACAAAGAGACUUUUUCACAAACACCUGGCGUGCAGGAAUCUGGAGCCUUUUGGAAGGAGAUACUAGGGCUUUAACUUCCUUCAAAGAGAAUGAAUGUGAUCAGCAGCAAAAGAAGAGCUGCUGGAUGCUUCUGUGCAUCAUCUGUGGCAUGAGAUGAAUUGCAAAAACUUACAAACAAUAGCUUGGAUUUAAAAAAAGUUGUUGAAGUUCUUUGAGGAGAUUAGAGUUUUGGGGGGAGGGGGGGGGGGGAUGCAAGUCUGGUUUGCUGUUGAUUCUUAUCUAGCAAUAUUUGUUUUAGGUUGUCUUAAACAAAAAGCAAAAAUUAUUUAGUGGUCUGAGCUAUUGAUCUAUUUGGUCUCUUGGGAUUUUUUUUUUCUUUUUCCCUGCUCACAUUCAGUUAACAGAUAUAUGUACAGGAAAAAAUAAAAAAAACACAUCACGUUAGAAUGUGUUCACUUGGACAAUUGAAAUAAAUUUUUUUGUU
Molecule: messenger RNA, 2429 nt
Organism: Malania oleifera
Lineage: Eukaryota; Viridiplantae; Streptophyta; Magnoliopsida; Santalales; Ximeniaceae
Product: pentatricopeptide repeat-containing protein At1g62720-like
Exons: 1
Coding region: 235-2019 (594 amino acids)
Molecular function (GO): protein binding
Source: RefSeq, a predicted model, not a curated record